AUGUCGCAGUCUCAACAAAAUCAAUCCAACCAGCCACACCAUGAAAGCAUGAUGGAAAGAAUUUUCGAACAUCAUGGUCACCCCCAACAUGAUGAUGGGAAGAAACAGGAAGUGCCGUCGGAGCCAAAACCGAGUACGCCGCACAAGGAAAGUGAGAAAGAAAAAUAUUUGAACUGGUAUCACAAAGAGGAGGAAGAGGAGGCGGAAGGAGAUACGUAUGGCGGUCUGAUGUAG
This is a messenger RNA of Penicillium manginii, 234 nucleotides long. RefSeq lists its product as uncharacterized. The transcript has 2 exons. The record is from RefSeq and is a predicted model, not a curated record. The coding region runs from base 1 to 234 and encodes 77 amino acids. NCBI's taxonomy places the organism in Eukaryota, Fungi, Ascomycota, Eurotiomycetes, Eurotiales, Aspergillaceae.